AGCCAAUCAGAACCGCCUUUCCUCCAUUUCCUGUUGUAGACUCGGAGUUGGACGGGCAGUCCUGUGCUCCAGAAUAUAAUUUAAAUACCGAUGUGUGGGUGAAUGACUGCUUUAUUUUUCCUCCCUGCAGGUGUGGAUCAUGACUUCGCCGCAUGUAACGGGCCGGGGAGGUGGCAGGUAUCGGCUGUUGCACCUGAUGCCAUGACGCGUCCAUCCCCUUGACAACCGCGGAUAGGAUACAAAUAUUCAGGGAGCAUCAUGCCCAUCACGCUGCUGUGGUCCGUGGAUGUGUACGGCAGAGUGUACAGCCUCUCCACGGCGGGUCAGCGCUGGGUUCGCGCUGACGACAUGCUCCUGGAGCUGAAGCGCGUCACUUCGGGUAAAGGGCGCUGCUGGGGCAUCGGCUGUGAUCACCACGUUUACCUGUACAUGAUGCCCAGCGAGACCCCCAUCCGCUACCGGGAGGAGACCUACGAGAACCAGCGGUGGAACCCAGUCGACGGAUUCACGGACGUCCUGUUGCCCACCGACCGCUGGCCCUGGAGCGACGUGACGGGAUUGAAUCCACAGCCGCUCCACAGCUUCCAGUUGCCCUCCAGGAGCUGGGAGUGGGAGGGAGACUGGUACGUGGAUCAGAGCUGUGGAGGAGAGCCCAGCCAGACCGGGGGUUGGGAAUAUGCCGUGGAUUUCCCUGCUAACUUCUCUCCCGACAAGAAGUGGAACUCCUGUGUCCGUCGUAGACGAUGGAUCCGCUACAGGAGAUACACAGCGCAAGGCACUUGGGCGAAGAUCCCUUUGGACAAUCCCAGGAAGCCGCCCCUGCCGCUCUGUGACAUCAGCUGUGGUGGCUGGGAGCUGAGCGACCAGUCUGGGAGGUACCCGUACCUCUGGGGUGUGACCCAACAAGGACAGGUGUGGUUCAGAGAGGGAAUCCACCCACGUGUUCCAGAGGGCAGCAGCUGGGAGGAGGUGGAGGUGCCCAAAGAGGUGGCUCAGUUAUCAGCUGGCCCUGGGGACCUCCUGUGGGUUUUACUGUGGGAUGGGAAUCUGUUGGUUCGUACUGGUCUCAGCCUGGACAGCCCAACUGGCACCACCUGGGUGGAGGUGGACUCCCCCUCAAAGGAAGUGGAAGCUCUCCAUGUGUCUGUUGGAGUCAGCGUGGUCUGGGUGGUGACGAAGGACUACAAGGUGUGGUUCAGACGUGGUGUAAACUCCCACAAUCCCUGUGGCUCUGGCUGGAUCAGCAUUGGAGGGGAGAUGAUGAUGGUGGACGUUGGACUUAAUGACCAGGUGUGGGCGGUUGGUGAAGACCGGGGCUUGUAUUUCAGGAUGGGGGUGACCCCGUCCGAGCAAGCGGAAGCGGCUGGAUACCUGUUUCUGCUCAGUGGGGGCAGCAACACUCAGGUUAUCCCACCCAGAGACGACCAUGAGUUCAGCAGCCAGCUGACUGAGGCCUCGCUAGGAUCUGUACCAUGCUGCACCGACUCGGAUUCAGAGUUGGGUCAGAUUGAGCCGCAGCGCAGUGUUACAGACACUCUGGUGCUGGAGGCAGAAGCUCCCUCUAUAGUCCCCUUAGGAGGAGCCGACACACACGCACCUCCACAAGAGGCUCCCCCUGUCCCCAAGAAAGACGCCCCCAAAGCCUUCAUCCCCGCUAGCGACAGCUUCAUCAACAGCCUGGUCUCUGACCGGGACAGAGCUCCCAUGCAGCAAGCGUCCAUCACUGAGAUACCACAAGAAGAUGUGGAGGAGCUACCAGGAGCUGCUGUCCUUCCAACCCCCCCAGCCGCAGGACACAAUGUCCCCUGGAUGAACGUGGACCUGGAGGGGACAGAAGCAGCACGGACCUCACAGGCAGCAGGGAGCUCCCUGGGAGAUGAUUUGGGGACUCUGGAGAGCUCCCAGCGAAUUGGAGAAGAGGACGGACCGGUGUGGGCUUGGAUCUCUGGUGGAGGAUGUGACGUAGAUGCAUCUUCUCAAAUCAGCUGGCUCAGUCCUACAGGUCCUCUCAGCAGCUCCUUGUCACUGACUCCAGUUCAGUCAGCAGCCUGGAGCAAACAGCCUCAAGAGCAGGAACGCAGACAGGAGAUCAGCAAGAAACCUGUGGAGAGAAGCAACUCGGUGUGGGUGCGUAAAGGCACGCUACGGUGGUGGAGAGACUGGAAACCCCAGCGCUGGGUGGACGUGGGCGUUGCUCUGGAGCAGUCCACCAAGUCUGACGGCAGGAAGGACAGCAUCUUCUUUGUGUAUUACACACAAUACGAUGAGAAGAAGUACCUCCACAUGUUCAUCAGUGAGGUAACAGUGCUGGUGCCGGUUCAGCGGGACUGCCACUACACGUUCGCAGUGUACACGGCUGAGAGGACCAGACAGAGAUGGCCUCUGGUUUUAGCAGCAGCAACGGAGAAGGACAUGAGCGACUGGCUGAGCCUGUUGUGUGACUGUUGCUGUGAGUGCCGAGGCAUCAGCGACGCCCCGUCCAAACAGGCCCUAUGGUCCACCACUUCAAAGGGAGACAUCCUGGUCCACGAGCCAUCCGUGUCUCUGGAGACUCCUGCACACACUCUGACCUGUGACCUCAUGUUCUGGCGCCAGGUCCCUGGCCACCUGCGCCGUGUAGAGUCUAACAGUCUGGGGCUGGUGUGGGGCGUCGGGUGGGACGGCACCGCCUGGGUCUACAGCGGGAACUUUGGGCGAGAGCCCAGUGCGGACGGCCCACAGCUGCAGCAGCAGACAGAUGUCAGGAGUAUCCACGUAUACGAGAAUCAGAGAUGGAACCCCAUGACCGGAUAUACCGACAAAGGGCUCCCCACUGACCGUCCCAUGUGGAGUGAUGAGAGCGGGUUGAAGGAGUGCACCAAAGGCAACACACACCCACCCUCCCCUCAGUGGUCCUGGGUGUCAGAGUGGACCGUGGAUUACAACGUUCCCGGAGGCACGGACACAGAAGGCUGGCAGUAUGCCGCAGACUUUCCCACGACGUUUCACGGACACAAAACGAUGAAGGACUUCGUUAGGCGCAGGAGAUGGGCCAGGAAGUGUAGGGUAGCGGUGAGAGGACCGUGGACCGUGGUGCAGCCCAUCCGUCUGAGUGACGUCUCCCUGAUGCCGUGUCUGGCUCAGAGCAGGAUGGAUCAGGUCCCCGUCUGGGCCCUCAGUGAUAAGGGAGACGUCUUGUGCCGGUUGGGAGUUACUCCACAAAAUCCAGCGGGCAGCUCCUGGCUGCACGUGGGCACAGAUCAGCCCUUCAAGUCCAUCUCCAUAGGAGGAGCCAAUCAGGUGUGGGCCAUCGCCAAGGAUGGAGCCGUGUUCUACAGGGGAUCAGUGUCUCCACAGAACCCCGCAGGAGAAUGUUGGUACCACAUCCCCUCUCCUCCGAGACAGACCCUCAGACAGCUCUCUGUAGGGAGGACGUCUGUCUUCGCUGUAGAUGAGAACAGUAACCUGUGGUUCAGACAGGGCCUCACACCCAGCUAUCCUCAAGGCUCCAGCUGGGAGCUCAUCUCCAACAACACCACCAAGGUCUCUGUUGGACCGCUGGACCAGGUCUGGAUCAUCGCAGACAGUGUUCCUGGUUUUCCUACGGAGAUCCCUGGAGUGGUUUGUCACAGACUGGGAGUUGGACCAAUGCAACCUAAAGGCCUGUCCUGGGACUACGGGAUAGGGGGAGGAUGGGAGAACAUCAGCGUAAGGGGGAACUCAGCCGAGCCUCCGCGGGGCCCCCACCCCCUUCCUCCUGCUGGCCCCUCACGCAGCCCGGCCCCCCAAGUCAACGGGAGUGCUGUGUGCGUGUAAACCCCCCCCCUGUUUGUGCCUGGAUCUUAGACAGCUCCCUCAUCUCCUUCCCGUAAAGGGACCGCACAAUCCCACAGCUGACAUUAACCUGUGUUCUGAUCCGACCCGGUCCAUGGAUGAUUGUUACAACUCGGCUCGUUGCACAAGCAGGAAUUAUUUCAGCAUUUGAAGACAAAGAAGUGAACAAAAGGGUUGUUCUUUGGGACAAGUAUUGCAAAGACACAGGAGUGUGCAUGUGUUUGAUGUUUUUGGCUGCUGGUGAUCUCAGAAGAAGCAAUAGCUUUUAUGCAUUUUUAAACGAAGGGCUAAAGUCUGGUCCUAAACGUGAAAGACACACUCUCUGUAGCCUAACAUGGAUUAUUUUAUAAGGUUUUGUUUGAUCCAUUUGUCUAAAGUUUGUUUUCAGUGAGUCAUGUAUUCGUUCUGCAUUUGCUGAAGUUUGUUCUGAUUUUAUUUUCUUCUCUCUGUUGUUUGUGAUGGAGUGUAUUAGGCCACAUGACCAAAACAAUACCUUUAUGAAAACCUUUUAACAAAAGAAAUGUCUGAAAUCUUCACACACCACCAUCAGAUCAGGCCUCUACCCUACUGUAAUAAAUUACUCGUUGGUAUUGCUCUCAAACUCUUACGACAGGGACUGUUGUUGCCGCAGCAACGCCUGAGUGGCUCCACAAAAGGAUGCACAUUCAGGCUAAAAAGGCUAUGAAAUGUGGAAAAAAAGGCAAGAAAGGAAAUAAAGCUUCCAAUGUCAAUAAAUGACUCCAACACUG
Molecule: messenger RNA, 4562 nt
Organism: Nothobranchius furzeri (turquoise killifish)
Lineage: Eukaryota; Metazoa; Chordata; Actinopteri; Cyprinodontiformes; Nothobranchiidae
Gene: tecpr1b
Product: tectonin beta-propeller repeat containing 1b
Biological process (GO): autophagosome maturation
Cellular component (GO): autophagosome membrane; lysosomal membrane
Molecular function (GO): phosphatidylinositol-3-phosphate binding
Source: RefSeq, a predicted model, not a curated record